AUGGAGCCUCACCAAGGACGACAAUUCCUACGGCGUCUCCAAGAGACACCUCACCGGCACUCCCACUUCAUCGAGGACGUCGUCCUCUCCGGAAGCUGGGACGGCGAGCUCUUCCUCUGGGUCCUCGCCGCCGGAGUCUCCACUCGCCGAUUCGUUGGACACACCAAAGACGUCCUCUCCGUCGCUUUCUCCCUCAAAAUUGGUGAUUGUGACAUCAAAAUUUGUUAUAUAGUUGUGUAUGUGGAUAUGCUUUUUGAUUAUCUAUGA
Molecule: messenger RNA, 267 nt
Organism: Eruca vesicaria subsp. sativa (arugula)
Lineage: Eukaryota; Viridiplantae; Streptophyta; Magnoliopsida; Brassicales; Brassicaceae
Source: the annotation of a GenBank genome assembly